Molecule: messenger RNA, 13969 nt
Organism: Danio rerio (zebrafish)
Lineage: Eukaryota; Metazoa; Chordata; Actinopteri; Cypriniformes; Danionidae
Source: RefSeq, a predicted model, not a curated record
UUAUAAAUGGUUGAUUGUGAAAUCCAGUGCUGCAGUGGUUCAGCAUGGCGCCUGACUGACAGCUGGAGCAGCUUUAUAGACUGAAUAAAUCGCUCGAUAAAUCCCUCGCAGUCAGCGCGAUCGCGAAUUAGUCACACGCGAAUAUCAAUUCAAGACCUGCGCAAUUGUGUCAAGUUUGUAAAUAGCGAGGUUUGCGCCUGUGUCACGCCCACCUUUGGGGGAAAAAAAGGAAAAAAACACCACCGGAGAGUGAGUGUGCGUUAAGCCGGAGGCUGGAGGAUCGAUCUGCCGCGUUUGUGAGGCCUCCGCCCGGGUGUCGAGCAUCUGCGCCCCGCUGAUGAUGCUGGAGCAUCUCGAGCUCAAAAACAUCCCAUUUUACUCUCAAUUUGAUGUUUGACCACUUUGCCUUUAUCCCUCGGAGGAGAAAGAGAUGGGCUCAGGUGCUGUGGAUUCUUCCCAGUGGCUGUCAGUGAAGGAAGAGACUAUUUUCCUUCACGAUGGACUAAUUCGGGUCACGGACCUGGCUGAGCUGCCCAGCGAAAUCGGCGUGUCUGAACAAGCUGAAUCCGAGCAGGAGAUCUUGACGUUUGAGACCAAGAAUCCAGUGGAGCUAGCCGAGCGUCUCCGAGCCGUCUGUGGAAACCAGAGCAACGCUUAUGCACGCCUUUUGGAGUAUCGUCUGAAUGCACUGCGUGGCCUGUGGGGGGCGCAGCGUCAGCUGGCCCUGGAGGAGCAGCAGGAUCAUGACGGGGUUGUGUCAGCCAGCGGCGGAGGGUCCGACGAGGAGACACUGGCCCUACUCAAACGACAGGGUUUACUGCAACCCCAACACCACCACCAUCCACACCACCCUCCGAUGGCCAGCGGCUCAGAGCAGGCACCAUUCACCUCCCGUGUGGGCCUGCUGUUGGUUUUCCCACUGCUGCAGUCGCAAACUCGGCACGACCCUGCGCUGUGCGGCGUCACAGCGGAGGUGUUGCUCGCAUGUCUGCGGGACUGCCAGCCACUCAGCCUGGGGAAGGAGCCCGCCGACUGUCUUAAUGGCCUGGAGAGGUUGCUGUGCUCCUGGUUGGAGGAGACGGAGGGUUCGGCACCAAUGAGGCCACUGCUCACCCAACAGCAGAGACAGAACGCAGCUGCGGCGCUAGUGGCUCUGGCAUGUGCAAGGGGCUCCCUCAAAACCUUCAUCCACACGGUCCACCUGCUGCAGAAACAAACAGACCUGGGUCAGCUUCCUGUGGCUGAUGUUCUCUAUCGACUGCUGCUUCUUGAAGGAGGUCCAGGUUCGCCCUCAUGUCUGCUGGGGGGGAAACAUAUUGUGUCGUGGGGCUUUGAGGACAUGCUGCCCACACCAGAGAGCAGCGCCGCAGGAGCCGACAGUAAAGACACAGAUCUGGGCCGCAGCCUGGCCACAGAUGGAUUCUAUCUCUACACCACGAGCUCUUUUGGGAAGGGUUUGAGCAAGCUGGGCUCCGGGCAGCACGGGACGCUGAGGGGUUUUGUGUACUGUCGUAAUGAGGAGAUGGAGGCGGGCUGGGUGGCUCACAGCAGUGGAUUUCUGCUCCACCGUCCUGCAUCAUUUGACACUAAACCUCAUCAGCUGUGCCACGUCAUCGACCCGUUCACACUGCAGGUUUCUCAGGUGUUAGCGAUGCCCGUUCAUCAUUUCCCAGUGGGCAGCUGCCUGACCACGCUGCGUCUGUGUUCUGACGGCACAUACUUGUAUUGGGUUUGGUCUCCGGUCAGCAUCAACGAGAAAACGCAGAAAGGCCACUCUGUCUUCAUGGACGUCUUCCAGUUAACGAGUGAGUCCGGUGUGUGUGUGGCCAGUCCUGUACAAGACCGGGUGAUCCUGUUGCGAAAGGAAGGCGAGUCGUCCAAGUGCUUGAAUGAGUUGCUCCUCAGCCGAAUGUCGCGCUUCCGAGCCUCGCACUCGUCCACACUGGCGGCUCUCACCGGCUCCGCCAUCACCAACCCUGUCAAAGAGGAGCAAUCGGUGGUCAACACAAGCUGUGGUCUGUCCAUCAAAACACUGAGGAAGACACCCAUGUAUGUGUGCGGGACGUCCCUGGUGAUGCUGGUGCCGACUCCAGGUGUUGCUGGGAGCUCCGCCACGCGCUCGCUGUUCGGGGGAUCCAGUGGCCUUUCUUCUCUCAAGAUCUUGGCCUCUAGUUUGGUGUUUAACCUGGCGGACGGUCAGUUCAGCAAUCGCGUGGAUCUGGUCGACGCUCCGGGAAGUUCUCUGGGUCGUGGAGCUCAGGUUGCAGGACUCGGCGCCUGUUAUGAUGCACUGAACAACUUAAUCUGGACGUGUUCGAGCGACUACAUGGACCAGUGGUGCAACCCUGGAAAUCAGGCCUUCCAUCAUGUGUGCCAGCGACUCGGCGUCAGUCACGCCAUCAGCCAGACCAAAGAAGAGAUGAUCGACACAUCCAGCGUGAUCAGCCAGCUGCUCCAUCAUGUGGGAGCCAUGUGUAUCCAUCAGCUGAACCUGCUGGCCGCCAGCAGUAGUUUACACUUGGGCACCUUCAUAGGGAAGCAGCCAAUGGAGGCCUGUCACUUCAGCUCCAUCUGUGACGUGAUGGAGAAAGCCAUGGUCAACGGAGACACCCGCAUCAUCCGCUGCAUCCUGGUCGUUUUUCAGGUGGUUUUCCAGUUUUUUAAUCCAAACUCAGAGCAGAACCGGGAGUGUGUGAAGCGCUCAGGACUGCUGCUGUGGCAGUUACUCAUGGCUCCACCUGAUCAGAUCCAGCCGGAAAUACAGAAAGAAGUUUGUCUCGCCAUCAGCUCAGGUUUAAACACCCUGUAUCAGAGCGAAUCUGAGUUGAACAACCUGCUGAAGUUUGUUUUCACAGAGGGGGAGAAGAACAGUGGUUUGUCUCAGUUACGAGACGUGAUUUUAAACAAUCUGGCUAACCAGUUACAGAAGAACCGCUUUGGUAGUGAAGAUGAUGAUCACUACAGGCUGAAGGAUGAGCUGCUGCAGUGCAUCUUGAAGACGGUGGUGCGCGAGUCGUGUCUCCUCAUCACCAAAUGUCAAACCGUUUCCAAAGAAGACCUUCAGAAGCUGCUCUCUACUGUACCUGUGGUGUCUCCCAGCUUGCGUUAUUUAAUGGCUGUGCAGAAUCAUCUGCUCAGCAACACCAUCCUGCUGCACCCGGAGGACAUGGAGGACAGCGACAGCUCCCUGCAGGGGGAAACAAUGAAGGUACAGGAGCUGCAGACGAGCAUCUUGUCUCUUGCGUUGAAGAUUCUGGUUGGAUGUGAUGAAGUUCUGGAGACGCUUCAGCAGGUGACCAGCUCUCUCAUCAACAGCAGCAUCAGCGACCGAGAGACCAGGCUCAGAGGUCUUGAACAGGUGACCAAGGCCACCAUGUUGGGUCAUUUGCUGCCGGUUCUGCUGACGUCACUGAUGCACCCGAACCUCCAAACACUCACGCUAGCAGAUGCGCUCAUGCCACAGCUAGUCCAGCUCGUCCUCUACACUAGCCAGACCGCUUUGCUGCUAAAGACACAUUCUCCAUUAUUUGUUGAGGAUUCCCCAAUAAAUCAAGGCUCCAGCCAGCCCUCAUUAAAUGACAGUUUUCAGAUUCUGGAGGAGAGAGAGGAGCCUGGCUUUCUGACGGGGCUGAAGAUCCCCGCCCCGUGGGCUGCUGGGAAAACGGUGGAAACUGUUCACCCGGUGCGGGAUAACUAUAAAUUUAAAGACACAGUGCACAUUCCUGGAGCUCGCUGUCUGUACCUGCGCUUCGACCCGCGCUGCUCCUCACAGUACGACUACGACAAGCUUGUGAUUUACGCCGGGCCGAACACAAACAGUCGUAAAGUAAGCGAGUAUGGAGGAAACACCAUGGGUUAUGGCAGCCGCAGUGUAUUGGGAACCGGAUGGCCAAAAGAUCUGGUCAAGGUGGAAGGAGAUACGGUGACGUUCUCUUUUGAGAUGAGAAGUGGACGCGAGCACAACACUCCAGAUAAAGCCAUGUGGGGUUUCUCGUGCACCGUCAGAGCGCAGGAGUCGUCUGAGGAUGUGUCUGGCGGUCUGCCGUUUCUGGCUGAUCUGGCUCUGGGUUUAUCAGUGUUAGCCUGCGCUAUGCUACGAAUCCUCUAUAAUGGGCCUGAAAUCACACGAGAGGAAGAAGCUUGUCACGACCUUCUCUGCUCCAAAUUACUGCAGAGGUGUCAGUGGCAGGUGGAGGCGAACGGAGCCAUCUCUCCUGCACUCACGCCAUCUCCGUCUCCUCUUCCUCUGACUAUCGAUGAGGAGCGCGAGUUCACAUAUCCAUCAGAUAUCCUCGCUCCGCCGCCGGGGCCCAUCCCGAGCGCCUGCUGUGAGCUGCCCCGCAUUCACUUACCGCAGGGUAUCAUGGGCCGCCUGAGGGAGCUGUCUGGACGUGCUCGGCCACAGUUUCGCCCCAGCAUCAAAGAGGUGAUCCGUCCAGACGUGAUGGAGGAAGUGAUUGUGUCGUGUGUGAUUAAACACUUGGGUCUGGUGGACGCGCUGCAGUCGCUGGUCAACUUCCAGUACAGAGAAUCUCACAGAGAAGAACACAACCUGCUCUGCAAGAUCAUGGCUGAGACCUUCAAGAAGAUCAACGCCAUGGAGAGACAGUUACAGAGCGUGGCUGAGCUGGAGCAGAAGUGGCAGAAUGAAGUAGAUGAAGCUCAGCAGGGAAAACUGGAGAACAACACUCCUUUCUUCCACGAUUAUCACUUCUUUGAGAAUAAAAUGAAGGAGCUGGAGCUUCUCUGUUCGCUAAAGGAGGUUCCUCUGGACUGCACUGAUCCAGAAAACGCUGUGAUGGCUUUGAGAGAGAAGUUUUUUCAUGAGGUGAACUCCACGCUGCAGCAGCAGAGAAGUGUUGUUCCUCUGGCUAAAACCAAAGCGCUUGUGAAGAGUUUGAUCAACCGCUCGGAGCUGCUGCUUCAUGUCACCAUCGCUCCGCAGUGCAAGAGUCUGUCAUCAACACCCACAAGCACACCGGCCUGUAAGUCGGUGUCAGACGCUAAAUCGAUGGCUCCCGUGGUGAAGCAGCCGGUGUUCCUGCGCAGCAUGUCUGCUCCGUCAGAUCUGGAAAUGAUCGCCAGCAGUGAUGUGGAGUUCACACACGGAGCGCAAAGGAGGCGGCAGCACCCCUCCAGCCACCGGAGCAGCUCAUUUACACUCCUGCAGUCAUUGGUGAUUGAAGACAGUAAAGAUAAACCCACGUACAGUGUGCUGCUGGGACAACUGUUCGCCUUUAUAGGAACCACUCCUGACCAAACCGUGUCGAGCAGCAGUUUUCUGUCCGCAGCUCAGACGCGCUGGAGAAGAGGACGAACACGCAAACAGGCUCUGGUUCACAUGCGGGAGCUGCUGACCGCUGCCGUCCGCGUCGGUGGAGUCACUCAUCUGGUCGGACCCGUCACUAUGGUCCUGCAGGGGGGACCCAGGGUGGAGGAGCUCACCUGUGGUGGGAUGAUGGAGCAGGUGCAGGAGGCGUUUGGAGAGACCAUGACGUCAGUGGUGUCUCUGUGUGCCCGAUACCCCAUCGCCUGUGCCAACAGCAUCGGCCUGCUCUGCACCAUCCCCUACACCAGGAGUGAGGAGCAGUGUCUGGUGCGCAGCGGUCUGGUUCAGCUCAUGGAUCGCCUCUGCAGUCUGAGCAGUCAGAGAGACUGCAGCUCCAACGAGAAGCAAACCAAAAAGCAGAAAGUGGCCACCAUGGCCUGGGCUGCGUUUCAGGUGCUGGCCAACCGCUGCAUUGAGUGGGAGAAAGUCGAAGGAGGCUCCACAGACGCAGUGCAUUCAGGGUUGGCUCGACAGGUGUCCAGCCUUCUGACCAAUCAUCUGGCUCGAGCGACAGACUGCUGUGGAAACCAGGCGGCAGGAAAUGAUGCGCUGCAGGAUGUGCUCAGUUUACUCAACGAUCUGUCCAGGAGUCACAUAGGCAAGACCAUCCUGAGCCAGCCUGCCUGUGUGUCCAAGCUGCUGUCUCUGCUUCUGGACCAGCGACCGUCGCCCAAACUGGUGCUGAUCAUCCUGCAGCUGUGCCGCGCCGCGCUGCCCCUCAUGAGUGUGGAGGAUUGUGGAAAUGUAGCGCUGCCGUCCUGGAGCUACUCCACAAACGCACUGGACGCCGAGCAGCAGGACGCCAGCGACCCUGCCUUCCGCAUCGCAUCUCUGCUGCUCGCCAAACUGGCCGACUAUGUGGUGCCAGGCUGUCAGACGUUGCUCUCUCCCAGCGCCUCUGAGCCGGACACCAGUCUGAGCCGAGCCUGUCCCAAGAGCAGCUCUAAGACCGACAGAGAUGCCAGCGAGGAGGGCGAAGCGGUGGACGGAAAACUCUCCAUAUUCAUCCAUAAGAGAGAAGACCAGUCGUCGCACGAGGUGCUGCAGCCUCUGCUCAGCAGCUCAGAGGGUCGACCGUUUCGUCUCGGCACUGGAGCCAACAUGGAGAAGGUGGUGAAGAUGGAUCGAGACAUGACCAAGAGCGGCUGCUGUGAGGUCAUCACUGAAGAGGCGUCCGCUGCUCUCAGGAAAGCCAAUAAAUGGGCUCAGUCGGGGCUCAUUGUGAGUGUGGGUCCGCCCAUCGAAAGCAGCGCUCAGGAGAACUCAGGAGCGACCUCUACAGGAGACAAGAAGAAAAGCGCUCAGUCCACGGUGUGUCGAGAGAGGAACGCUGAGCUCGCCCGGUCUGACCCGGUGCGUCCGUUCAUCAGUGGUCACGUAGCCAACAGUAUGGCAGCAGAGGUCAUCGCUCUGCUGCACAGCCUCCUGACGGCCCCCGAGUCCAACACUGCUCAGAUCUGGACAAGCACUGCAGAAAAGGUGUUGUCCAGAGCUCUGAUGUUCAUCCCUCAGCUGGGGAAGUUUGCUGAGAGUAUUCUGGAGAGCGGAAACAGCAGCGGCAGGAAGUUGUCCAAGCUGCAGGCCAUUGGUCGACAGGCGGUGGCGGCUCUCUGUGCGCUCGGCGGAUUCAAGGAGACCAUCAAGAUUGGAUCUGAAGUGCAGGUGGUUGGUAAAGGUGUGUUGGACAGUGUCGGUGUGGUUAUAUCCAUUAAUGAGCAGGAGGGCAUCGCCACCGUCAAGUUUCCAUCCUGCGAGUAUCGGCGCUCCAGCAAAGCAUCUGAUAUCCUGACGGUGCCCAUAUCACGCCUGUGCACGCCGCGCUCAGAGGCUCUGCCGCUGCACAAGCUUUCCAUCACAGAGAAGGUUGUUCAGGCCGUUCAGUCCAUGUUGCUGCCGCAGGAGGGCAGUCUGUCCAUACACACGUCUCUGCCGGCGUCUGGAGACGGCUCCAGUCCUGUGAUGGCAGUGGUGCGUCUGCUGGCCGAGAUCAGAACCAGAGCGUGUCUGGUGAUGGCGCAGCUGCUGGAGGACAGCUCUUUCUGUGAGGAGUUUAUCCAGCAGUGUCCUGCAGCCGUGGAGGUGCUCAACCUCAUCGCUCAAGAGUGCAGUCCUGGAGAGCGUUUGGUGAUGGUGGAGGCUCAGUGUGAGCGUCUGCGCAUGCUUUAUCGAGACUGUGCUCGUCCUCCACCACCGCCUGUGCAAACUGACCAACGGCAGCCGAAGGAGAUCACGUGGUGCCCGUCUCGAGUCUUCCCUCCGGUUCGGGCCUGUAUGUUUUCCUCGCACUUGACGUCGGUGACGUUUCUGGCUGAUCCGAGUGCAGGCGGAGGCCUUCCCAGAGGAACCUUCAUCUACGCCACUUCACCCGUGCCCAUUCAGGCUCCGUCUUUUUACUGGGAGAUCGAGAUCGUUUCGUUCGGAGACUCGGAGGACGACAGCGGUCCAAUAGUGUCCUUUGGAUUUUCCCCGGAGGCGGAGAAGAGAGACGGAGCCUGGACCAAUCCCGUCGGGACCUGCCUGUUUCACAAUAAUGGCCGGGCGGUUCACUACAACGGCUCCAGUUUACUGCAGUGGAAAAGUGUGAGGCUCGACGUGGCUCUGCUUCCUGGUGAUGUAGCCGGCAUCGGCUGGGAGCGUCUGGAAGGCACUCCUCCUCCACCCGGUCAGCCUCCCAAAGGAAGAGUGUACUUCACCUACUGCGGUCAGCGACUCGCUCCCUACCUAGAGGAUGUGGCUGGAGGCAUGUGGCCCGUCGUUCACAUCCAGAAGAAGAAUACGAAGAUUCACGCCAACUUCGGCUGCCGGUUGUUUGCGUACGCUGAAGGCCAGGCUCACAGAAACGCUGCUGAUCUCUGCAUGGAUCUGUCAGAGGAGAUCAGUGCUAACUUCGAGGCUCUGCCCUUCGCCAUGGCCUCCGACAGCGAUAAUGAUGCGGGCACCAGUGUGGCGUCUGACUCCGGCUCCCACGGGCCUCCUUGUCGCAUCGCUGCCGUCGUCACAGCACAACAGCAAUACAACAGCGAUGCUUCUUGCCACUACAAGGUAGAGCUGAGCUAUGAGAAUCUGGUGGUGUCGGGACCGAACGCUCAUCCGCCACCCAUCGCUGAUGACGAGAGCGAUGAUGAGGAUGAUGAAGACAUUCCCCGGGAGGAUCAUUACGCCCUGCUAGUGAAAGCGUGGGAAACUAAAGUGUUUCCCACCAUUCGCCGGCGGUUCAGGAACGAGGCGGAGAGGAAAUCUGGCCUGGAUCAGAUCAAGGGAGCGCUGCAGCUCGGUAUGGUGGACAUCGCUCGUCAGACGGUUGAGUUUCUGUAUGAAGAGAAUGGCGGGAUCCCUCGAGACCUCUACCUUCCAACCAUCGAAGACAUUAAGGAUGAAGCAAACAAGUUCACCAUCGACAAAGUCCGCAAAGGCUUGACGGUGGGCAUCCGCUGUCCAGAGGGAAACAACACCUGCAGCAGCACAGGAGGAACCGCUCUACCAAAGUUUGCCAUCCGCGGCAUGUUGAAGACCUUCAGCUUACAUGGAGUUGUGCUCGAUGUGGAUUCGGGUAAUGAGCUGGUGCAGGUGGAGACGUAUCUGCGCAGUGAGGGUGUGUUGGUGCGCUACUGGUACCCCAUAGAGAUGCUGGAGAGACCGCCGGCAGGAUCCCGCAGGGCUGCAGCCAAUGGCCUGGUGUCUUUGGACAGCAGCAACAUCCAGAUUCAUCGGGAGCUGCUGCGCUGUGAAAGUGCUCUGGCGCGUCUGUACUGCCGCAUGGCGCUGCUCAACAUCUUUGCGCCCAAGAGUCCUCACACAUUCACGCGCCUCUUCCACAUCCCUGCAGUGCGUGACAUCACACUCGAACACCUGCAGCUCCUGUCCAAUCAGCUGCUGGCUCCGCCUCUGCCAGACGGCCGGAUCAGCUGUAACUCUGUGCUGCUGGCUCAGUCGGUCCUACAUGAACUGCAGGGUCAGAGCUGCUCUCCCACUGAGCUCUUCUAUCAGGGAAACGCUCAGAGUGUCCGCGAGUGGCUGAGCGUGGCCAUCAGCAGAGCUCUGCAUCAGGGGGAGGACAGUCUGCUGGAGCUCACCAAACAGAUCUGCUGCUUCCUGCAGAGUGCGCCUGAGCAGUUCACGCUGGAGGAGAUUCCCAUCACCGAGUCAAAGGUCAGCAUGGACGUCAACUUCCCCGGCGCUGCGUUUGUGCUCGUCUCCUGCAAAGAGAGUCAACUCAGCUGCCGCAAAGAUUCCUCUCUGUACAAAGCUCCAUGGGCUCGAGUGAUGGUGUAUGGGCUCGGUCAUAAAGUGCGGCGUAACGGCCAGCUGAACCUGAUGGAGGCCGUGUGUUUCCCGCUGGACGCCUCUCCGUCCAACACGGGCCUCACUCCUCCACCCACAGCCAACCAGUAUCCCAGCAUCAUCAUCCCCACCGACAGAGUGCACGUCAAACUGGGUGUGUCUCCCCCUCCUGGAGCAGUGCUGGUGUUGCACUCGUUGCCUCUUGAGUUUCCAUUGGCGAUGGCCUUCGCUGAACAGCUGCUAACCUACAGUGUAGGAGAGACCGUUGAGCGCUCUGAGGAUGAGCUGGACACGGUGCCCACCUCUGUGCUCAUGCAGGUCGUGGAGCUGCUAGGUGGCCUUUUGUGGACCACAGAUCUUGCUCCGAGCAUCAAGGAGCUGACCUUCCACCUGCUUGCAGAGCUCCUCCGCAAGAUCCACGCUUUUGAGCGCCGCAAAUCCCCUUCGGGUCUCUCUAGCCACAUCACGCUGCUUCUCAACCCCUGCCUAACAGUCCUGAUGGUUCUUCAAACCGAACUACGAAAGCUUUACGACCACGAGACCCAAAGCUGGGGGUUGGUUAGCGGAGGAUCCUGCACUUCCGCAACAGGCGGCAGUGGAGCGCUUGCACUUUCUGCAGAGCGGAGCCGCUUCUCUACAUACUUCCACGCACUGAUGGAGGUUUGCCUGGCAGUGGCGGAAGUCACUUUACCGCUGAGUUCUGGUUCUGGGACGUCAGUAAUCGGCGUCCCUUCAUCAACAAGCACAGCCAACUGCAGUGAUUCCUCAUCCUCUUCUUCGUCCUCUCCAGGCCAGACGCCGCAAAGUCCGAGUUUGCUUUCAAAGCGCAAAAAGGUGAAGCUAAAACGUGAGCGCGCUGCAGUCGGCUCAGCUUCCGCCGUCUCAGGGAAAAGUGGCUCGAGAUCAUCAGAAUGCGACAAUGCUCUAUUAAACAUGAAGCCUGAAGACAUGUUGUGGUUUCACCGGGGGUUGACCUUGCUUUUGAUUUUACGGCAUCUUACUAAUAAGGACCCGCAAGGUCUUGGCGUCACCGGCGACGCUGUGGCAGACGCUUGCCAAGCUUUGGUUGGCUCGACAGCUCACAGUCGCUUGCUGGUGCUCUCAGGAAUCCCGACUCACCUGGAGGAGUCUGUGGUGCGCAAUGCAAUACGAAGAGCAUGCAAUGCUCAUGGCGGGCUCUUCAGGGAUGAGAUCUUCAUUCCAGUUCAGGAAGAAGACCCUAAAAAAGCCAAAGCGGAAACGACAUGUGUUCCUCAAGAUGUAAAGAGAGAAUGCACUGCAGGAAGCCCCAACAGCAACAGUGCGGCAAUGAGUGUCUCCAGCGCUUUACAGGCAGCCUUCAGAGCCUCCGGAGAGCCCUUGUCCAAUCAGGAGAUGGUAAACAGUCCUUCCCAGCAACAAGCACCUCUGGAUCCACUCACAGUGUCCAGUCAGGAGAGUCUGGACGUGUCUCUGUGUAGCACAGAAAGUCAAGGGAGUCUCGGCAGCCUCGGGGAGCAGGAUAGUGCUGCCACGUCAGUCUCAGAUGGGAGCUCCAUGUACACGGUGGCCUCACCUGAUGUUCAUGCCAGUGUGACGCGUCCCAUAAAAGGCUAUGCUGUCAUUGAGGUAAGGGCACGAGCUCAGGUGGAGAAGAUUCGGGCCAGUCUUUUCAACAGCAGCGAUCUGAUUGGCCUCUCCAAUCUGGAAAGGGAGGAGGAGCUAAUGGAGAUGACCAAUGAGGAGAUCCUCACCGCCUCCAGUGUCAAUCAGAGUUUAUUUGACACACAGGGCAGCUCUGCUCUGGAGGAGUACUUCCUGGAUAAAUCCAUCAGAGGAGACAAGCUGGUUCCUGGAGCUCGUGACGUGCUGACAGACAUCUUUAAGAGCUGCAUAUACGCAGAGCAGGCGCUGAGCCCCGUUCCCGUGAAACCUGUCAAAGUCUCAGACAUUUACCUCAGCAAAGAGCAGAUCAACUCUCAGUCUCCCGGAAACCUGCUACACGUGUUUUUCACACACGUUCGGCCUCCCAAAAAAGUGCUCGAUGACCAGCUCACACAGAUUCUGCGGAAAUACGGCACAGUAAAGCCCAAUAAAAACAAGCACAGCAAAGCGGGCAAAGAGCAGCACCAAGGCAAAGUGGUGAGCACAAAAAGACCCAUCACCAAACCUCCGGCCAAAGAGAAGUCCAUGCUGAACAGCGUGCGAACUGUACUGAGUGAGAAAAAAACCGUCCUCAAGCCAAAAUCUCCAGAGAAGACCAAACCCGAUGAAAAAGACCCCGAAAAAUCUCCUGCCAAAAAACCCGAAGUGCCAGAGGAGAAGUUUUUGACGCUGGAGGGUUUCCACAAGUUUACUCUGGACAGAGCCAAGCAGGAUAUCCGCAGUGUUUGGCGGGCGAUCCUGGCCUGUGGAUAUGACCUGCACUUUGACAGAUGCACAUGCAUUGAUUCCCGACAUGCUCAGAAAGCCAGCAGAAAAUGGAGCUUCGAGAUGGACUUUGCGUUGGUGCAGUUUGUGAACCGUCUCUGUCGUCACCUGGCCAUCACUCCUGCCCGCCUGCAUCCACAUGAGGUUUACCUGGACGCCAGCAAAGAUGGCGCGGAUCCUGAGGUCGCGUGUCUGUUAGGUGUCCCAGUGGAGAGUUUGCGUCUGCGCUUUGCUCUGCUGCAGUCCCUCAACAGCACGCUGGAGAGCUUCUUCCUGCCUUUAGUGGAGCUGAGACUCACACAGACCUACCAGAACAGCAUCGCCACACUUCUGUGCGAGGCCAAAGGCCUGAUAUUUUACGACACUAAGGUGACGGUGAUGAACAGGGUGUUGAACGCUACCGUGCAGCGGACGGCAGAUCACGCAGCGCCUGAAAUCACUCUCGACCCGCUGGAGAUUGUUGGAGGAGAGAUGCGCGCUGCGGAGAACACUUAUUUCUGCCAGGCAGCGCGGCAGCUGUCGUGUGUGCCAUCGUCUCAGCUGUGUGUGCGCAUCGCCAGCGGAGGAGACCCCACAUACGCCUUCAACAUCCGCUUCACCGGAGAGGAGGUCCACGGCACCAGUGGCUCUUUCAGGCAUUUCCUAUGGCAGGUGUGUAAGGAGCUCCAGAGUUCAGCUCUCUCUCUUCUUCUGCCCUGCCCGAGCGCCGCCGCUAACCGCAAUAAGGGGAAGUACAUCCUGACUCCGUGUCCCAUCACAUACGCUGAGGAGCAGCUGCUGAACUUCUUCGGGCAGCUUCUGGGCAUCGCCAUCCGGGCCGAUGUGCCGCUGCCUCUGGACCUGCUGGGAUCCUUCUGGAAGGGUCUGGUCGGAGAGGCUCUCGAUCCCGAAGCUGACCUGCGGGAAGCAGAUCUGCUCACGUACAGCUACAUCAAGAAGUUUGAGAGUUUGUGUGAUGAAGCGGAGCUGGAAGCGCUGUGUGCUGAAGUGUCGUCUCAGAGUCCCCUGGGGGAGAGUCCAGACUCCCCCAGCCGGCCCUGCUGCACCUUCACAUACAUCACUAUGACUGGAGAGGAAGUGGAGCUGUGCCAGGGAGGACGUGACAUCGCUGUCAGCUGGGAGAAUAAGGAUGUGUAUGUGCGAGCGGUGCGUGAGCUGCGUCUGCGGGAGCUGCAGAAUGUGGAGUGUAUGUCUGCGGUGCGCGCCGGUCUGGGCUCCAUCAUCCCACUGCAGCUGCUGACUUUACUGAGUCCCGCAGAGGUGGAGCUGCGCACCUGCGGUCUGCCGGACAUCAACCUGGAGUUCCUGAAGGCGCACACCAUGUAUCAGGUGGGUCUGAUGGAGACGGAUCAGCAUAUCGAGUUCUUCUGGGCGGCGCUGGAGAUGUUCACGCAGGAGGAGCUCAGCAAGUUUAUUAAGUUCGCCUGCAACCAGGAGAGGAUUCCCUUCACCUGCCCGUGCAAAGAUGGGGGUCCGGACACCGCACAUGUGCCCCCCUAUCCCAUGAAGAUCGCCCCGCCGGACGGCACCGUGGGCUCUCCAGAUCAGCGCUAUAUCCGCGUGGAGACGUGUAUGUUCAUGGUCAAGCUGCCGCAGUAUUCCUCCCUGGAUGUGAUGCUGGAGAAACUGCGAUACGCUAUUCACUAUCGAGAAGAUCCUCUGAGCGGAUAAACGGCAUCAGCGGCGGUCUGAGAGAGACCCUCACCACGCAACCUUAAGAGAUUUACAUCUUCUGCCACAAACCCCAGUGAAGGAGCGGGAACAGAACCGAGCCUUAUGCCUUUAUAAAGACAGACGGAGGGAGGCCGGUGAGUCUGACAGCAGGUCCUGAUGGAAAAAGACACACUUUUAUAAAAACAUCUACAGUACAUUACAGACGCCGCUCAUCAGCAGAUGGGAAGGAGGUGGCACUGCAACUGCUGACAUCCCUUUUUAAACAUGUAGUCUCUC